UCCUCCUAUAUAAGGCUGAACCCGGCCAUCCCUCAUACAGAACCUUCUGACUACUACACAGCACUUGUAACAGAGGACAACUGUGAUAGUCUUGGUGAUCAUGGGACCGUCCUCUGGAUUCCUGCUGCUUCUGAUUGGCAUCACCUUUAUAUCAACACAUGCCAUACCAGUUCUUGACGGUGACGCUGAGUGCCCACCGGAUCAAGUAUAUAAUGAGUGUGGAAGUGCCUGUUACUCUCCAUGUGGCGGUAGGGACCCAGACGUAGAGUGCACCCAGCAGUGUGUCCCUGGAUGUUUCUGUAAGCCUGGAUUCAUGUUUCUGGAGGGGAGUAAUGAGACCAAAUGUGUCCCCUGCAACCCAACCCCUACAGUUCCUGACACGGAGUGCCCACUGGAUCAAGAAUAUGAUAAGUGUAGAAGUGCCUGUUACUCUCCAUGCAGCAACAUAGACCAGAUAUGCACCGACGAGUGUAUCGCUGGAUGUUUCUGUAAGCCUGGAUUCAGGUUUCUGGAGGGGAGUAAGAAAACCAAAUGUGUCCCCUGCAACCCAACCCCUACAGGUACCGAGUGCCCACCGGAUCAAGUAUAUAAUGAGUGUGGAAGUGCCUGUUACUCUCCAUGUACCAAAAGGGACCCAGACCUGAUGUGCACCCAGCAAUGUAUCACUGGAUGUUUCUGUAAGCCUGGAUUCACCUUUCUGGAGGGGAGUAAUGAGACCAAAUGUGUCCCCUGCAACCCAACCCCUACAGUCCCUGACGCCGAGUGCCCACCUGAUCAAGAAUAUGAUGAGUGUAGAAGUGCCUGUUACUCUCCAUGCGGCGAAAUGGAACUAGACCAGAUAUGCACCGACGAAUGUGUCGCUGGAUGUUUCUGUAAGCCUGGAUUCACGUUUCUGGAAGGAAGUAAUAAGACCAAAUGUGUUCCCUGCAACCCAGUCAUUACAGUUCCUCAGGAGUGCCCACCGGAUCAAGUAUAUAACGAGUGUGGAAGUGCCUGUUACUCUCCAUGCGGCAUAAUGAGCCCAGACCUGAUGUGCACCCAGCAAUGUGUCCCAGGAUGCUUCUGUAAGCCUGGAUUCACGUUUCCGGAGUGGGGUGACAAGACCCAAUGUGUCCCCUGCAAGUUUACCCUUAGGGGAUAAAGUGCUGACCCCCCCCCCCCUGAGAACCUCAAGAUUACAGGAAGUGAAGAUAAUGACAGACUCUGAUAGUAGUAGUUGCAUUAAAAGUGUGUAAUUUAGAAAAAUAAAUAUCUAAUGUAUAAA
This is a messenger RNA of Rana temporaria (common frog), 1264 nucleotides long. RefSeq names its product von Willebrand factor-like. The transcript has 8 exons. The record is from RefSeq and is a predicted model, not a curated record. Bases 101 to 1141 code for a protein of 346 amino acids. NCBI's taxonomy places the organism in Eukaryota, Metazoa, Chordata, Amphibia, Anura, Ranidae.